AUGCAAGCAAAAUAUGUCGACAAACACGAAGAGUUUGUAGACCGUCAUCAUAGAAUGGUUAUCGAUUGGAAAAGAAGGAGGCCAACUGCACCUACGGAAGCAGACCCCUCUGAACAUUCGGAAAAUUCGGAUGGAGAGGAGACAACUCCGGCAACAGCAGGAAACGUUGCGCAAGCAACAGGUGUACAAGCAGCCAAUACAGUUGCACUGCAACAACAGCAAAACAUCAUGAGCAUUGCUCAUCUGCUACCAAGAAUUGAAUUAGCCAAAUUUGAAGGGGAUUCAAACAAAUGGAGAGAUUGGUGGGCGAUUUUUCGAACACUUAUCCACGAAAAUCCAUCACUACGACCCAUCGAAAAAUUCAGCAGAUUGAAGAUGCACAUGAGCGAAGACGCUGCUGGUGCAAUUUCAUACCUGGACUUAACAGAAGAAAAUUACACCAAGGCAAUCGACAUUUUAAAUGGGAAAUACAACAGGCCGAGAUCAGCAAGAGCAGACCACUACAUCGCAAUUACGGAAUUGCCUAGGGUAGAUCGAGUAGAAGACUACAAGGCAAUGAGGAAGUUGCACGACAGAGCAAUGGGUCACGCCUUGAAUCUUGGCGACUUAGAAAAGAAUUCUGCACAAAAUGAAGCAAUUUCAGAGAUAAUUACAAGAAAACUACCUCUUGAAUUAGUUUCAAGAUGGCAUGGGGAAACAAGAAGAUCCCGUAAAACGUUAAAAGAUCUCUUUACCUUCAUCGACAGUGUAGCAGAAGAUUGGGAAUAUGCGUUCUCGACUGAAAAGAACGAGAAGAAAAAACCUAAGCAAGAGGCUACUGAAAAAGCAAAUCGAGUUACAUUUGCAUCCACACCAACGGCAGCGGAAUUAGCAGUGACAGGAACUGCAACAAUACAUCCGAAAGAUCGAAAAGAGAAGACCUCAACAACAAUAAAAAGACCAUGUUUGUUCUGCAAAGACAAACACCCCACGUACAAAUGCGAAGUCGCAAUAGAGAAGAAACUAGAGCAAGUUCGGAAGGAGAAAAGGUGUUGGAGGUGCCUCGGACAGAGUCACCAAGUGAGAGCCUGUUGGAAGACAAGCAAUUGCGCCAAAUGUGGCAAGGGUCACCAUACAGCCAUCUGUAAUCAGACAGUUCGGGCGAAAACAGUGACAGCUACGGUAGCAGCGUCCCCAAUGUUAAAGGCAGCAGAUGACGCUCCACUCUCAAUAGAAGCACGCCUAUUCGGUGGCGUGUACGUCCAAACAGCAACUGUUAUAGUGGAAGGGCCAAACGGUUGGCACAAAGCUAUAGCGUACAUUGAUCAAGGAUCGAAUGCAACACUGAUUCGAAGCGAACUCGCUCAAACUCUAGGACUUCAGGAAGUGGGAAAAAUCAAAUUGAAACUUCAGGCAGUGGGUCAUCUACACCCAGAAAAGGAACGAAGUGUAAGAAAGUUACGACUACGCGGGAUAAUUCCGGAUGCCGAAUCAAUUGAUUUAGAGGCGAUUGAGCAACCCGAAAUAGGAAAGGUUGCUGGAUCGACAAAGACCGAAUUCGUCAGUGAACUCUGGAACCAAGGUUACAAGUUGGCUGAUGAUAGAAUUUUGAGCGGGACAGCAGGACCUUGCCAAAUAGACAUUUUGAUUGGAGCCAAUCAAGUCUGGAAGGUACUAGGCUCAAAACAGAUCGUUUCGAAGACUGGAAUUAGAGCCAUCGAAAGCAAAUUGGGUUGGUUACUACUUGGGCAGGAUGAGACAGUUGCGAUUUCAACCACUACGGCGAUCGGCUUCCUCCUAAAGGCAAAAGAAGGAACACCACAAUACCCAAUGCAAGGCCCGAAUUCGAACAGAAACGAUGAAAUUGAAUUUGCGAAGUGGUGGAAAUUAGAAAGUCUAGAUCCACUAGAAAAUGUGCCACUUUCGGAUCGCUGGAAAUCUUAUACAGACUCCAUCAAACAAGACGAAGAUGGACAUUAUGUCGCACCGCUCCCAUGGAAUGAAAACAAACAAGGAGUGAGCAAGAAUGACGCCAUGGCAGAAGGUCAGGCAAGAGCGCUGAUGAAAAGGAUGGAGAAGGAUAACGAGAUGAAGACUUCAUACGAAGCUGAGUUCAGAAAACUGAAAGAACUUAGAUUCAUCUCUAAAGCAGACACCAAUUUUAAGGGUAUCUACACGAUUCUACCCCAUCACCCAGUUCUCCGUAAAGACAAAAUCACCAGCAAAGUGAGACCUGUUUUCAAUGGUUCUGCGAAGCCGAAAACAGGAUUCAGCGCCAACGACUGUCUCGAAGAAGGACCCAAUCUGAAUCCUGACAUGCUUGAUGUUAUCCUGACGUUUAGGCUAAAUCCAAUUGCCUGGACAGCUGAUAUCCGACAAGCAUUUUUAAUGGUAAAAUUGCUAAACGAGGACGCGGAAGCGUUAAGGUUCCUUUUAGAAGACGAAAACGUCCCAGGAACGCUGCAGACCUACAAAUGGAAUAGACUACCAUUUGGGCUAACAUGUAGCCCGGCAGUGCUCAGGACCGUCCUAAAGAAACACCUCGAGUCAUACAAAGGCGAACUAGCAGUAAGCAGUCGCCAAAUGUUACGGCAUCUAUAUGUAGACGACUACUUGUCAAAUGCGCCUACAUUAGAAGCAGCAAAGACCCUGCGAGAGUAUCUACAACAGAGCAAUUUGACAGACGACUCAUCCGAUUCGUACUCGUGUCUUAAUUUAGACCCACAAAAGGUACUAGGAGUGAGGUGGAAUACCAGCACAGAUUGCUUCUAUUUCAAGUCUGACGUAAUCGUAGAUGCAGCCGCAAAAGUAAAAGUGCUAACAAAAAGAUCGUUUGCUAAAAUCUCGACCAAGCUUUUCGACCCCCUUGGAUUCAUUGGACCCAUAACACUACAGUUCAAGCUACUCUUCCAGGAAUUGUGGGAAGAAAAAAUCGGAUGGGAUGACAAUGUGAAUUCACAAACGGAGAGUCGAUUCAGAGCUAUAGUGGAAGAUUUGAAAGGUAUAGACAGAAUCCAAAUACCUCGCAUGAUCUCAACAGCACCGACAGAUGUAAUUCAAGAAUUACAUGUAUUCUGCGACGCUUCAACAAAAGCGUACGGAGCUGUAGCAUACGCCAAGUCAAGAAAUCCUGGAUUCAUCCGACUUGUUUGCUGUAAAACUAGGGCAGCACCACUCCCGAAAAACGAAGUUUCACUACCAAGGCUAGAACUGCUUAGCGCCGAACUCGGCAGUGUCUUAGCUGAACGAAUCGUAAACGCAAUUGACAAAGUGAAGUGGGAAGUGACACUAUGGACUGACUCUAUGGCAGCAUUAGGUUGGAUCAAAGGAGAUCCAGGGCGAUGGAAACUAUUCGUACGGAAUAGAGUAGAAACAAUUCAGAAGAGAGUCAAACCAGAACACUGGAAACACUGUCCUGGAAAAGACAACCCAGCGGAUUUCGCAUCUCGAAGUUGCUCCGUCAAGAAGUUGACAGAGGCUUUUUCCUGGUGGGGAGGUCCCUCCUGGCUGAAACAAGAAUCGUCUGAAUGGCCUCAGCAAGACAACCCAACUUCGGAUGACCUACAAUUAAUGGAAGUCGAAAUGAAAUCCAAACAGAGAAUGCAAAUUCUAGCAGUUUUCAACAUGCCAGAUUGGUUGGAUUCACUGGUUUUGAGAGUAAGCAGUUAUCUGCGAUUACUGAGAACAAUAGCCUGGAUGUACAGACUCAUGAAGAAGUUACCGUCCGGUAAGGCAAUAGAAACAGUCGGAGUAGCAGAAAUUCAUUGCCUCUCUGUCUGCGAAAUCAGCACCGCCGAGAACUUCAUUCUAAGAACUAUUCAACAGAAAGCAUUCCCAGAAAUUUAUGGAUCCCUUAAAGAAGGAAAAUCCAAAAAGAAACUGCUACACGAUCUCGACACAUUACGACCAAUUUGGGACGAAAAACAACAACUGAUACGAGUGACAGGUAGAGUAGGUCCAGCCUUAAGAGACCUACUUAUUGAACCGCCGAUACUUCUCCCUGCAAAUGAGAGAAUAGUCGACUUGCUGAUCCACCAUCAUCAUGUCAAACGGAAACCCACCGGUGUUCAAUCAACAUUAACCUAUCUCCGUAAUCGGUUCUGGAUUAUUUGUGCUCGACAACGCAUCAAGAGUGUCAUCAAGCAUUGUGGAAAAUGCCAACGAGCUCAAUCGCGCCCUUUCGACGAAGAAGCCGCUUCCAUGCAUUUGGAUCGUACCAAGAAGGCACAGCCAUUCGAAAUCAUUGGAAUUGAUUAUUUCGGGCCGAUGUACGUUUUGGAAGAGGUCCUUUUGAUUGAGAAAGACAAGGAAGGGAACGAUGUCGAGAAAACUCGGGUUGGUGAAAAAAAGGUGCACGCGUGUUUAUUCACUUGUGCCGUCACAAGAGCUGUACAUCUUGAGCUCGUGACAGACCUUACCACGAAAACGUUCAUGCUCGCUCUACGCAGAAUGAUGUCCAGAAGAGAAGAUUGUAAGACAAUCUAUAGCGAUAACGCAGCAACAUUCACAUGCGCCGCUAAACUUGUAACAGAAGACCCUACUUAA
This is a messenger RNA of Daphnia magna, 4524 nucleotides long. RefSeq lists its product as uncharacterized. Lineage: Eukaryota; Metazoa; Arthropoda; Branchiopoda; Diplostraca; Daphniidae. The transcript has 2 exons. Gene Ontology annotation, molecular function: nucleic acid binding. The record is from RefSeq and is a predicted model, not a curated record. The coding region runs from base 1 to 4524 and encodes 1507 amino acids.